Molecule: messenger RNA, 1095 nt
Organism: Sclerotinia sclerotiorum 1980 UF-70
Lineage: Eukaryota; Fungi; Ascomycota; Leotiomycetes; Helotiales; Sclerotiniaceae
Exons: 2
Coding region: 1-1095 (364 amino acids)
Biological process (GO): lipid biosynthetic process
Molecular function (GO): oxidoreductase activity; iron ion binding
Source: RefSeq, a predicted model, not a curated record
AUGUCCGACCUUCCACCACUUCCUUCUUAUACUCUCACUCCUCUUGAACCACUCAUCCCUUACAUAUCCGAUUUCUACCUCUCUCUCAUUCUACCAAUUGCCGCAUACUGGAUUGUGUCCCUCACCUUCCAUUUAAUCGAUACUCUAGACAUUUGGCCUCAAUACCGCUUGCAUACACCCGCAGAAAUCCUCAAACGCAAUCAUGUCUCCCGUUACGAAGUCGCUCGCGAUGUCAUCAUUCAACAAGUUAUUCAAACAAUUGUUGGAGCUGUGCUAGGUCUUACUGAGCCAGAAGAAAUGGCCGGAAAGACUGAAUUCGAUAUCGCGAAUUGGGCGCGAAGAAUACGCAUAGCACAAAGAGCUUUACCUUCCAUUUUAAGUCUAAUUGGACUUAAUGCAUCCGCAAUAUCGAAAAAUGUAUCAGGGAACUGGCCUAUGGUUGCUGGAGUAUUGGCUGGUGGUAAAUAUCCUGGUUUAAUCGAUGGUUUGGAUAUGGUCAGUGGUCAACAAAUUCCGGCUUUUGCGAAAUGGGAAAUGUGGGCUGCGAAGAUGAUAUAUUGGUACAUCGUACCUGUUAUACAAUUUGGGUUGGCAGUUGCUAUUGUGGAUACUUGGCAAUACUUUUUGCAUAGAGCUAUGCAUAUGAAUAAGUGGCUGUAUACAACUUUCCACUCCCGUCAUCAUCGUCUCUAUGUUCCAUAUGCUUAUGGAGCAUUGUACAAUCAUCCCUUUGAAGGUUUUCUCCUCGAUACUCUUGGUGCAUCAAUCGGCUAUAAAGUUGCUGGCAUGACAUCUCGUCAAGGAAUGGCAUUUUUCGUCGCUUCAACCGUUAAGACUGUAGAUGAUCAUUGUGGUUAUGCACUUCCAUGGGAUCCUCUUCAACAUAUCACAAGUAAUAACGCAGGAUAUCAUGAUAUCCAUCAUCAAAGUUGGGGAAUUAAAACAAAUUUCAGUCAACCUUUCUUCACUUUUUGGGAUAGAAUAUUAGGGACUGUUUGGGUUGGGGAUACUACCGGAAGAUAUGAGAGAAGUAGGAAGGCGGCAGAACUAUUGGUUGAGGCGGAUAAGGUUAACGUUGAGGGGAAAGAAUUGUGA